Messenger RNA from Sclerotinia sclerotiorum 1980 UF-70, 90 nucleotides. RefSeq lists its product with no specific name. The record is from RefSeq and is a predicted model, not a curated record. NCBI's taxonomy places the organism in Eukaryota, Fungi, Ascomycota, Leotiomycetes, Helotiales, Sclerotiniaceae. The transcript is spliced from 3 exons. The coding region runs from base 1 to 90 and encodes 29 amino acids.
AUGGACCAACAGGAACAGGUUAAAAUAAAGACAGGGCUCCGCAACAGUGAUGGUUUAGUCAGGCGAAGCAUUUAUGAACCUGCGGAGUAG